Messenger RNA from Cricetulus griseus (Chinese hamster), 2460 nucleotides. NCBI's taxonomy places the organism in Eukaryota, Metazoa, Chordata, Mammalia, Rodentia, Cricetidae. The record is from RefSeq and is a predicted model, not a curated record.
UCCGGCUGGAACACUGCGUAGGCGCCGGGCGCCAAGCGUGCUGGUGGGAAGCGGGGCGCGGGGGAACGGGGCUGCGGUGGGACUGCACUUCCGUGUGCACCGGCAUCACAGCACCGGCUGCCUCCAGACUGGUUGAGCACGACCCAGGCUCUGGUUUUAAAAUGCAGCAGCGAAGAGGAAGGACAGGGAGAGUCAGAUGGCGAAGACGAAGUUCUGACUCAAGAGGAGUGAACGAGAGCCACCGACCCGAAUUCAUAGAACUGAGAAGAUGGCUGAAAGGUAGAAAGUUUGAAGACACAGGCUUAGUGCCUGCCUGCUUUCCAGGAACAGGAAGAGGGUUGAUGAGCAAAACAGCACUGCAGGAGGGACAGAUGAUUAUCUCGUUGCCUGAGAGCUGUCUGCUCACCACGAACACUGUGAUUCGAAGCUCCUUAGGGCCCUACAUGAAGAAGUGGAAGCCUCCCCCAUCUCCUCUGCUGGCCCUGUGCACCUUUUUAAUCUCAGAAAGGCACGCAGGCGGUCAGUCCCUCUGGAAAUCUUACCUGGACAUUUUACCCAAGUCGUACACCUGCCCGGUCUGCUUGGAGCCGGACGUGGUGGAUCUUCUGCCCCAACCUUUGAAGGCGAAGGCAGAAGAACAGAGAGCCGACGUGCAGGACUUCUUUGCCUCCUCCAGAGCCUUCUUCUCCACCCUGCAGCCUCUGUUUGUGGAGCCCGUGGACGGCAUUUUCAGCUACAGCGCCUUCUUGUGGGCCUGGUGCACUGUGAACACCAGAGCUGUGUACCUGAGGUCCACGAGGCAGGAAUGCCUUUCUGCAGAGCCAGACACAUGUGCACUUGCGCCGUACUUGGAUCUGCUGAAUCACAGCCCACAUGUCCAGGUAAAGGCAGCGUUCAGCGAGAAAACCGGCUGCUACGAGAUCAGGACAGCCUCACGCUGUAGGAAGCACGAGCAAGUGUUCAUCUGCUACGGCCCCUAUGAUAACCAGCGGCUGCUCCUGGAGUACGGCUUUGUCUCUGUCUGCAAUCCUCACGCCUGCGUUCCUGUGAACAUAGAACCUCUCAGGGAGAUGCUGCCUACCCUGAUGGGGGGUGAACAGGCGCACAAGAAGAUGUCCAUUCUGAAGGACCGAGGCUUUACAGAAAAUUUGACAUUUGGAUGGGAUGGGCCAUCUUGGAGGUUGUUCACAGCUCUGAAGUUGCUCUGUCUGGAAGCUGAGAAAUUUAUGUCCUGGAAAAAAGUACUCCUUGGUGAAGUAAUCUCAGAUACAAAUGAGAAGACAAGCUUGGGCAUGGCCCAGAGGAUAUGCUCUGACUUCAUCGAGGAGACUCAGGCUGUGCUUCGCAAGGUUUCUGACUUGAAGGAGGGGAAGACGUUGCCGACACAUCAGCUCAGUCUGGUGGAGGCACUUCGGAUGGAAGAGCUGAGAAUCCUCCAGGCUUCUGCUGUGAUUGUGAGCAGUUCCCGAGCCCGCUGUCCCUGACAUCACCGGAGGCCUGUGACUCCCUCCUGUGGAGGGUGGACUUCCGGCAUUUUCACCAAGCUGGGAAUAAACAGACUUUUAUAUGAAGUUAUUUGAAGUCUUUGGAUGGUUUCUGUUAAAGAGUAAUGUGUGAAUAUUCCUCCCUCUGCUCCUCUAUAAAUAGUGGACUUGAAGAGCUGCUCCACGGGAUGGCGCGGCGCCUGCUCCCAGCACCGGGAAGGAUGUCCACAGGGAGCAGUGGAGGGUGCUAGGCAUUGGGUAGCUGAAGACAGACAUACGGCCGAGUUACCCUUGUCAUGGACAGACAUACUGCCGAGUUACCCUUGUCAUGGACAGACAUAUUGCUGAGUUACCCUUGUCAUGGACAGACAUACUGCUGAGUUACCCUUGUCAUGGACAGACAUACGGCUGAGUUACCCUUGUCAUGGACAGACAUACUGCCGAGUUACACUUGUCAUGGACAGACAUACGGCCGAGUUACACUUGUCAUGGACAGACAUACGGCCGAGUUACACUUGUCAUGGACAGACAUACGGCCGAGUUACACUUGCCAUCUACAGAAGUAAGCACAGCAUGGAAGGUGAGGUGAUGAGCCACAGAGUGGGAAGCUGUGUGGGUCAGACAGCCACUGUGGUCUGUUUCCCAAGUGUCUUCCAUUUUAGUUCCCUCACUGGCUGUUAAAGGUCAAGAAGUGAACUUCUAAGACUCUGAGGUAUUCUUGGCUUGAGGGACAAGUUGGGGCCGGGUGGCUCUGGUGGCGUUGUGGCAGAGGGUUGGCAGUGUUGGACCACACUGGACUGCUCAGACCUCCCCUCUGUAGAGUACCUUUGUUUCAGUUAAACUUUGUUUACAAGGAUAGGCGGUGAUAAUUCCUUUAUACUAUUAAAAACAAAAAUCCCCUCGAAAAUUGAAACUUUCACAGACAUGGUUAUCAUUGUUUUAUUUGUCCAGUGAUUAGAGGAAAAAAAAAAAAAAA